Molecule: messenger RNA, 1462 nt
Organism: Juglans microcarpa x Juglans regia
Lineage: Eukaryota; Viridiplantae; Streptophyta; Magnoliopsida; Fagales; Juglandaceae
Product: cytochrome P450 CYP72A219-like
Exons: 5
Coding region: 1-1332 (443 amino acids)
Molecular function (GO): iron ion binding; monooxygenase activity; oxidoreductase activity, acting on paired donors, with incorporation or reduction of molecular oxygen
Source: RefSeq, a predicted model, not a curated record
AUGACGCUGUUCUUGAUUGUUCCACCUCUCAAGAAAUAUGGAAAGAACUCCUUUAUAUGGAUUGGUCUGACACCAAGGGUGAGUGUUACGGACACUGAACAAGUAAAAGAUAUCUUCUCCAAGCACACCACCUUUCAAAAGCCGCAAGGAAAUCCUCUUACCAAGUUACUAGUAACCGGUCUUGCCUGUUAUGAAACUGAGAAAUGGGCUAAACACCGAAAGAUUAUCAAUCCAGCAUUCCAUCUAGAGAAAUUGAAGAGUUUUUUACCAGCAAUUCAUCAGAGUUGCAACGACAUGAUUUGCAAAUGGGUAAGUUCCAUUACCAAAGAAGGGUCCAUUGAGUUAGAUGUAUGGCCCUAUCUCCAAAAUCUCGCAAGUGAUGUGAUUUCGAGGACGGCCUUCGGAAGUAGCUAUGAAGAAGGGAGACUGAUUUUCGAACUCCAAAGAGAGCAAGCAGAGCUUACGAUGAAAUCCGUACAGACUGUCAUUUGUUUAUAUGAAUGGCUUGAAUGCAGGUAUCUACCAACUAAGAUGAACAGGAGGAUGAAAGAAAUUGACAGUAAAAUACGAGCAUCACUCAAAGACCUUAUCAACAAAAGAGAGAAGGAAACAAAAGCAGGUGAGGCCAGAAAUGAUGACUUACUGGGCAUACUUAUAGAAUCCAACAUCAAAGAAAUACAAGAGCAUGGGAACGACAAGAACAUCGGAAUGAAUCUUAAAGACGUAAUAGAGGAAUGUAAGUUGUUUUAUUUUGCUGGGCAAGGAACCACCUCUGUCUUGCUCGUUUGGACAAUGGUUAUGCUGAGUAAGUAUCCAUAUUGGCAAGCACGUGCAAGAGAAGAGGUUUUAGAAGUUUUUGGCAAAGAUAACAAACCAGACUUCGAGGGGUUAAACCACUUAAAAGUUGUUACCAUGAUACUUUACGAGGUUCUAAGACUAUACCCACCUGUAGUUGUUCUAAAUCGAACAACUCAUGAGGUUACGAAACUUGGAACAUUGUCCUUACCAGCUGGAGUUCAAAUCUCCUUGCCGACAAUCCUCAUCCAUCACGAUCAUGAACUUUGGGGAGAUGAUGCAGACGAGUUCAAACCAGAGAGAUUCUCUGAUGGAGUCUUAAAAGCUACAAAAGGCAAACUAUCAAUUUUCCCAUUUGGAUGGGGUCCUAGGAUAUGCAUUGGACAAAACUUUGCUAUGAUUGAAGCUAAAGUAGCCCUCUCAAUGGUUCUACAACGCUUCUCUUUUGAGCUUUCACCAUCCUAUGCUCAUGCGCCUUUUAAUAUUAUUACCCUUCAACCACAAUAUGGCGCUCACAUCAUUCUACGAAAUCUGUAGAAUAGAAAUCUGUGUGUGGUUAACAUGUUAAGAUGAUUUUGUUAUCAUAUUGAAGCUCAUGUCAGCUAAAUUUAUUACUAAUAAUUACAAUAUGAUAUAAAAGAAAUCAAUCAACCUUGAGUUAUUCAAA